Molecule: messenger RNA, 873 nt
Organism: Penicillium bovifimosum
Lineage: Eukaryota; Fungi; Ascomycota; Eurotiomycetes; Eurotiales; Aspergillaceae
Product: PICOT family protein
Exons: 2
Coding region: 1-873 (290 amino acids)
Molecular function (GO): 2 iron, 2 sulfur cluster binding
Source: RefSeq, a predicted model, not a curated record
AUGUCGGCCCUCACCGAAAUCACCUCGGAAGCGGAUUUCUCGUCGCACCUUUCGGCCCUGUCGCCCUCUGCAUUGGUCGUCCUAUACUUCCACACCCCAUGGGCCGCUCCCUGCGCGCAAAUGGGGGCUGUGCUCUCAGCCCUGGCUUCGCAGUACCCUGUCACUACCCCAUCUACCAUCUCUUUUGUCAGUAUCAACGCGGAGGAACUGCCUGAUAUCUCAGAGGAAUAUGACGUUUCUGCCGUGCCCUUCGUCGUAUGCCUCCGCAGCGGUCAGAUUCUGGAGUCCAUCAGCGGAAGUGAUGCAGUCAAAGUCCGUGACGCUGUCGAGCGCCACGCCGGGCGCGGCAAUGUUGCGGCUGCCACCGCUCCGCUGGAGGGGGCGAGCGCCGUUAUUCCCCCGCCAUUGUCAGCUGUUCCACGCGAGGAGGCUCCUACCACUGCUACCCAAGCCCCUAUCGCCGCUUCUCACCCUCCUCCCUCUGACGCAGCUCACGCCACUGCCGUGGAAGCCGCUCCAGCCCUGACCCCCGAACAAUCUCGGGAGGCAUUGUUUGCCCGACUCGGACAACUGGUCAAGGCAGCGUCUGUCAUGUUGUUCAUGAAAGGCACCCCUAGCAGCCCUCAGUGCGGUUUCAGUCGGCAGCUAGUUGGUAUCCUUCGCGAGCGCAGUGUCAAGUAUGGUUUCUUUAAUAUUCUAGCAGAUGAAGAGGUGCGUCAGGGGUUGAAGGAGUAUGCGGAAUGGCCUACUUUCCCCCAGUUAUGGGUGGAUGGGGAGCUAGUGGGCGGAUUGGAUAUCGUCCGCGAAGAAAUCAACAACGACCCCGAUUUCCUCACCCAGCACUCAGUCAGCAAACCCACCGCGGCUGUUUAA